AUGAAGUGGAGGAGCAUCGCCGUCCUCACCACCCUGCAGGCACAGCUGCCAGCCACAGAUGCUGCAUCAGUUCUUGGCCUCACAGAUCCCAGGCUCUGCUACGUGCUGGAUGGAUUCCUCUUCAUUUAUGCAGUGGUCAUGACAGCCCUUUUUGUGAAGGCAAAGCUCAGCAAGGCCUCUGAACCACAGCUGCCACCAGGCCAGGAUGACGUAUACAAUAAACUCUCCCGCAACCCCCGAGACGAUUACGACGUUCUGGGAGGAAAGCGAGGAGCAGACCCCGAGCUGGGCGGGAGACACCAGCAGAGGAGAAAGAACCCUCAGGACACUGUCUACACUUCACUGCAGAAGGACAAGAUGGGUGAGGCAUACAGUGAGAUUGGAAUGAAGGGAGAGCAGAGACGGCGAGGCAAAGGACAUGAAGGUCUCUACCAGGGGCUCAGUGCAGCAACCAAGGACACUUAUGAUGCUCUCCAAAUGCAGCCUUUGCCCCCGCGCUAAGUGGGAGCCUCAGAGGGGAUGGGCAAGGGUGAGAGAUGCCCACCUGCCUUGGGGAGGAGAGGGGGGAGAGCCUUUUUCAUCCAAAACAAGCACUGUGUGUUUUCUGUGUGCAAGAUUCUCCUUGGGUUGGUGCACAGAAUCUGGACCUGGCCCUUUCUUUCUCCCUCUCCUCCUGAAUCAUGUAACUGCUUCUGCUAUUAGAAUGUACAUAUCUGUAAAGUUGUUACCUAUUAUAGUGGGUAUUAGGCUGAUAUUUUUGUUGGUAAGGUUUGUGCUGUGGGACCAGACCACACCUUCUAACAAACACAACUGUUUCCACAGCUGUUCCUUGUCUUCUAAAGUAUUAAGAAUUACGGCUUUAUUGCAUUUUAAAGAGUUGCAAAGAUAGGACUGUAUUUACUUUCUGUAGUAUUUAUCUUAGGACUAUUUCACCCUUUUUGCUUUAUAUUUACCUUUUAAAAUCUGCUUCAGUGGAGGGCAACUUUUUUCUUUAAUUGUGAAGAGUGACAUGAUGUUACAGUAGUGAAGCAGUUGAAUGCCAACUUUCCAGUAGGAAGAAAAUGAGCACCAAUAUCCCAAAAAAGAUCAAGCAGUGGUACUGCCAUUCAUCCAUAAAUAUGUGACAGGUAAGCUGAGUGAGAGACUUGUCUGAAGGCAGAAAAAACAAAGAAAAAAAGAUGAGUUCCCCUAUUAUUAAUCCCUGACAACAAACUGUACAACAGCCAACCUAAAUGCAGUUCCCAAACCAGUCUCUCAUGAGGAUGCUUCCAAAAGGUGCAGGUAUCAUUCCAAAGAGGUACCAGCUCAAUAAUGUCAUGUGUUUUUGAUGAAUUAAUAAAACAGAGACCUGUAUGCGUGUAGGGAGCAGCAGUGGGAAUGGCACGAGCUCCUUACCUGAGGCAUUCAAACUGUCUGAGCCAGCCUGCAGCCAGCAGCACCAUCUCCCAGGGAAGCUGAGGAGGACAGGAUUCCAACAGGAGCUCCUACACACAUCCCAGAGACUGGGAUGGGCUGUUGGGAAAAUGCCCCAAACCCAGGCACCAAAGGGACACUCACCUGCUGCUGCUGCAGCCUCAGUUUUGCCUGUGCCUCGCAAGGCUGCACAGUGAAGCCUGGAGGAAUUCAGCAAGGACAAAUCCAGCCCAGCAAACUCAGGGGUGUUUCACCUUGACUCAGGAGCUCACCAGGCCAUCUCACCAGUCCUCACAGAGAAGCAGAGCUAAAGCAAGGCUGUGGGAACAAGAGCUGCUGUUCUUGGGUGCUGCCCAGGUGGUGUUAUGACUUCUUUCCAGGGACUGGGUGGGUUAGCAGCAGCAAAACUUGUAGAAAUGGGUGCUAUGCAAGUUCCAAGGCAGUUUUACCUCUUUAGCAGUAA
Catharus ustulatus (Swainson's thrush) is the source of this 1876-nucleotide messenger RNA. It is a transcript of the gene CD247, whose product is annotated as CD247 molecule. NCBI's taxonomy places the organism in Eukaryota, Metazoa, Chordata, Aves, Passeriformes, Turdidae. The transcript has 8 exons. Bases 1 to 501 code for a protein of 166 amino acids. Gene Ontology annotation, biological process: cell surface receptor signaling pathway. The record is from RefSeq and is a predicted model, not a curated record. Gene Ontology annotation, cellular component: membrane. Gene Ontology annotation, molecular function: transmembrane signaling receptor activity.